This is a messenger RNA of Dendroctonus ponderosae (mountain pine beetle), 1788 nucleotides long. RefSeq names its product calcyclin-binding protein. The record is from RefSeq and is a predicted model, not a curated record. Gene Ontology annotation, cellular component: nucleus. NCBI's taxonomy places the organism in Eukaryota, Metazoa, Arthropoda, Insecta, Coleoptera, Curculionidae. Gene Ontology annotation, biological process: heart development. The transcript is spliced from 5 exons. Gene Ontology annotation, molecular function: ubiquitin protein ligase binding; S100 protein binding; tubulin binding. The coding region runs from base 165 to 845 and encodes 226 amino acids.
AUCGAUAUUUGGCGGUUUCCACUCCCCUCUCAAUAUUGGAAUGUGUAUAAAUUGCUGUCUUUUUCUGACAUUUGUUUUCAUUUCUAGACGGUCUCCACAUUUUUCUAGAACAGUAAAACUCCAAACGUGAAAAACUACAAUUUGUGCUAAUAAUUCGAGCAGAGAUGGCGAAUAAAAUAGAAGAGAUCAGAAAAGACAUUGCUGAAAUCGAGAACUUGGAAAACCAUGCUAUCCGGCAAAAAGUUAAAGAUAUUCUGUGCAUUGAAAAGCGAAAAAUGGUUUCUGAGUUGGUAAAACUUGAAGAAAAACAAGCCAAGCUGGAAUUGCAAUUUAAAAAACCGAGUUCCCCUGUUAAAACAACGAUUGUUCCCUACGAAGUAAAAUUAACCAACUAUGCAUGGGAUCAAAGUCAGAAAUUUGUGAAAUUCUACAUUACUCUUCCCAAAGUGAACACUGUGCCGGCUGAAAACGUUCAAUGCAAUUUCCAGGAAAAAUCUUUUGAACUGAAAAUUAAAAACCUUGAAAAUAAAGAUUACGUUUUCAGUAUUACCCAACUUCUACAUGCGGUUGAACCAAAAAACAGCACCUACAAGGUGAAAAACGAUCUGAUUUUGAUCAAUGUAGCCAAAAAAGAAGAUAUAACUUGGUCCCAUGUGACUGAAUGGGAGAAAAAGGCCAGUGACAAAAAGAUGCCUAGCAUGGAUUCAGAUGACAAAUCGGAUCCAUCGGCCAGCCUAAUAAAUCUGAUGCGGAACAUGUACGAGACAGGGGACGACGAAAUGAAGCGCACAAUAGCAAAAGCUUGGACUGAGAGUCGCAACGGCGGUCCCAACAUGAAUUUCUAAUUGUUCCAAGUGGUUUAGCAAUGGGUCCGGGAAAUACCCCAUCCACUUCUAAAUGUUUAGAUACGUAGUUUAGCUCUAAUUAAAUAUCUGUAAUUAAUGCUCUCAAAAUAGCAAUCAGAGCAGUAGACAUUUUAAAAAUUACCCUUCCUUAUGAGACUCCUUUGAAGUUACUAAAAAGUACAAAUUCGUAUGUUAGAAUUAUUUAAUGGUAAGACGCAAUAUCUAAUGCUACUGUAUAAGUUUCGGUAUUUUUCAAUGUGAAUCUUAUCUACUUAAUGCAUUUCUUAUUAAGCAAUAAAACAUCAGUUGCCCUUUCGGCUAUUUCAAACCUCAUAAAUAAUGUUCUUAUUAAUCUUACUGUUCUAAAUGUUUGUCUUUAGGAUUAAUCAUGGUAUUUCCCGGAUUUGAAGGAUGGUUUCCAGAAAGUAAUACCAAUUUUGUUCACGUAUUUUAAUUAAUCUGUUGUAAGUUAAGAUAGGCAUUUGCCGAAAGUAACACAUUUGUGCAUCGAAUUUUCACAUAUCGCGUUUUCUAGUACUCUUAUCACUCACUGCUUAAGAAUUGACGGAAUUGUUAAUCAGGCACUAACUUUAGGCCGCAGCAUAAAUGCCAACCUGCCACCAUAUGUUCACACUUAAAUGUUCAUUAGUAAACUGCCUAAUUUGUAUUUUAUACAGUAUUGUAAUUUUCAUGAUAGAAUGGCAACUAAUAAAGGUCUAAUUUUGCUCAACAAUUUCGUCAACUGUUAACAUUUAAUCACAAUGUUGGUAUUAUUGGGCGCAUUACCUCCAGCUGUAUAUCCUUAACACCAAUUCCAUAUAAGUUAAUACAUAUUUUUCUAGUGAAUAUAUACUACUAAGUUUUAUAUAGUGCAUAUUAAACACAUAGAAUCAUUAUUUUCUAGUAAAUGUUUCAAUGUGAAAUAAAUGCCGAUAAUCGAUUA